AAUAAAAUUCUUGUCAUGGACGAAGCAACAUCCAAUAUUGAUAAAAGCACUGAUUCCUGCAUACAAAAAAUAAUUCGAGAAAAAUUCAAAUCUUGUACAGUGUUGACAAUAGCCCAUAGAUUACAUACGAUUAUUGAUUCGGAUAAAGUUCUGGUUCUAGAUACAGGGAAAUUACAACAAUUUGACACACCAUACGCACUACUGAAAAAUGUGAAUGGAACUUUUUAUAAUUUGGUGAAGAACACAGGAGUAACUUCCAUGAACGAGCUAUACAAAAUUGCUAAAAAUAAAUAUUAUUUUAAAGAAUUCACCGAAAGAACAAAAUUAUAAAACAGUGGAUCUUCUUUGAUUCAUGUGUACUUUUUGUUGAAUUCGUGUUCUGUAUUUUAUUUAAUAUUCUGUACUCAGAAACAAGUGGUAUUUGCAUCUGUGACGUAGAACAUGGAUUUUUUAAAAUCUAAAACAUUGGAUAGCAUUUGUUCUGCUGUUAAAUUUAUAUACAUGAAAUGUAAUAAGAAGAUUUAAUGUUUCUAACAAAUAGGUUUUAAAAGAAAACUAUUGUUAAAUGAUUUAUUUCCCGAAUAAAACACGAAAUUUCAAAGAAUUUAAGAAUGGAAAAUUGCGUUAUUGCAAUAUUUAAAAAAAAUUUGUUCACAAAUUUCAUCAUAAACACUUAAAUGAAGAGCAUACUUUUAGUACUAAAUAUGUAUUGUGUAGAAACAAAUUUUAUGGUAA
Centruroides sculpturatus (bark scorpion) is the source of this 735-nucleotide messenger RNA. Its product is annotated as multidrug resistance-associated protein 4-like. Gene Ontology annotation, molecular function: ATPase-coupled transmembrane transporter activity. NCBI's taxonomy places the organism in Eukaryota, Metazoa, Arthropoda, Arachnida, Scorpiones, Buthidae. Gene Ontology annotation, biological process: transmembrane transport. The transcript is spliced from 3 exons. Gene Ontology annotation, cellular component: membrane. Bases 16 to 330 code for a protein of 104 amino acids. The record is from RefSeq and is a predicted model, not a curated record.